This is a messenger RNA of Kickxella alabastrina, 1293 nucleotides long. RefSeq lists its product as uncharacterized. Lineage: Eukaryota; Fungi; Kickxellomycota; Kickxellomycetes; Kickxellales; Kickxellaceae. The record is from RefSeq and is a predicted model, not a curated record. Bases 1 to 1116 code for a protein of 371 amino acids. The transcript has 2 exons.
AUGCCUCCGCCUGCCGCCACGGGUGGGAUCUCCAGGAGAACCAGCAGAUUUCUUCCACCUCAGCAUCCCAGCAUUGGGCGCUAUCGCUCGGCGCUGGCAGAGUACCAGUCCAAUCAGCCAGCCAAAAGCAGCGCGUCAAAAGUCAGGCCCAAGAAUCCAUACUCACCUAUAGUUCCCGUGAAGAGGCCGCUGCCCGAGGAUGACGGGCUGUUUGCUGACGAGAACAUGUCCAUCAUGCGCGACGAUCGCUCGUUCAUGGACUUACUGUCCCCGACAAAGCUAGAGAGCACUGCCUACGACUCUAAAAGCGCCGUUAUAGAGUCCGGCCGCAGAGACAUUCUAUCUUCCUUGUCUCGCGCAAGUGGCACUGCAGCAUUGGAAGUUGAAUCUCGUGUCCGCCAGUCUCUACUGCCUGUAGAGACCAGGAGUGAGGUGCAAAGCACAGGCAACAUUGGCGCUGGCAGGCACUCUAGCUUCAGCCGGACUGAUUACGAGCGCGACUCUGCCAAACCGCAACCGAGGGAGCCAUUCGAAAGAAGCAUGGCAGCCGCUAGCGAGAGCCUGGAGCCCUCGCCAAUCGCACAGCCGCUGCAGUCGGAUCGCAGCUCUAUGGAUCUAGGCCUGUCCGCCACUCUCCGGCCAAGCACCGCUCGUCUCAGCUGUUCGAAAACCUGCAAAGGCACCGUGCCAACGCCAACGCCAACGCCAAAGGCUGCUUUUGCAGUGCAAACUGAGACUGCUCUGCCGCCAGAUACGGCGACUGCGGCAGUACGGGCACCAGCUGCCAGCACGGCAGGCUUGGGCUCGAUCAGCAGCAGCGUCCUCCAGAACCUGCUAUCCGACGCGCUGGCGCCCCUGCGUGAGCAAAUAAGCGGCGAGAUCCGCAACCUGCACCUCGAUAUGAUUCGGCAGAACUUCGUGUACCAAGAACAAAUUGAUGCGCUGCGGCAAGAGUGUAAUGAGGCCAAGGUACUGCGGCAAGAGAUGGAGCAGCUCCGGCGCGAGAACGAACAGCUCAAGCGCUACGUCCCUUUCUACAACUUUGUUGAAGAUGGCAAUGCCCGGCCCGCCAAACCCAACAACGAUAGAGUUCCUGACGCUGCCCGCCCUGUCUGAAGCGAGAGGACAAAAAAGGGAAGUGCAUAUUUUUCGGCACGAGGAUGAGAUGCUUUUUUAAUUGGCAAGAUAACCUUCUCUUCUCACGCUCGGGUUGUCCGCGAUUCCUUAUCGCAGCCGUCGCCAUAUCGCCUGCUGCAUUUUCGGUGAUCAAGUGCAUGCAACCUUUUCCUUUCU